AUGGAGAAGAUGGAGAUUCAACAAGCUUUGAAAAGUGGAAAAGACAACAAGAAGGAGAGAGCUCAAAAGGGCCUCGAAACUCAAGGCCCUAACAGUCUAGAUGUUACCUCACAGCUGGAUAUCGCCAUUUCGUACGCCACCAAGUCUCAAGAGCAACAAGCGACGCAAAGUGCAUUAUCCUCCAACACCUGGACAGCGUCCAAAUCGAAAGAUUCUCAGUCACCAUUAGAUAAGUGGUUAAAUGAGACGAAGGAUGAAAACUUGACCUGGACGGAAAACAUGGUGAAACCCAAAGUGGACUAA
Molecule: messenger RNA, 303 nt
Organism: Glarea lozoyensis ATCC 20868
Lineage: Eukaryota; Fungi; Ascomycota; Leotiomycetes; Helotiales; Helotiaceae
Exons: 2
Coding region: 1-303 (100 amino acids)
Source: RefSeq, a predicted model, not a curated record